Molecule: messenger RNA, 838 nt
Organism: Cyclopterus lumpus (lumpfish)
Lineage: Eukaryota; Metazoa; Chordata; Actinopteri; Perciformes; Cyclopteridae
Gene: dtd2
Product: D-aminoacyl-tRNA deacylase 2
Exons: 4
Coding region: 222-725 (167 amino acids)
Biological process (GO): tRNA metabolic process
Cellular component (GO): cytoplasm
Molecular function (GO): D-tyrosyl-tRNA(Tyr) deacylase activity
Source: RefSeq, a predicted model, not a curated record
GCGUUCUGUCGAGCUUUACGUUAGCAAUGGAAGCUGUUAGCUAGCUCUAACCUGAAGCUCACGGGAACCGACAUAUAUCUCACCUGGCGGCGCGCGAGCUGCACACAACACGCAGGUCCCGGUUGAACUUCUGUCCCGGUUCGUGAAACCAGAAGCGUUUGACCGGAAACUCUCAAGUGUAAACUGCAGAGGGGACGCUUGUUUUACGUAACUGAGGAGUGAUGACAGAGAGAGGCGGUGUCCCGGCGGCCCGGGCGGUGCUUCAGCAGUGUCUGCAGGCCAGGCUGCAGGUGAAGCCACCAGAGGAGCUCUCAGAGGCUCAGUUUGUCCAGAUCCACAGAGGAAUGGUGAUCUACGUCUGCUUCUUCAAAGGAGCCUCGGACGCCAUGCUGCCCAAGAUGGCCUCCACGCUGUUGAACCUGCGGCUGUGUGAGUCCGACUCGGGGAAGAUGGUCUCGGUGUCGGAGCUCCCCGGCAGCCUGCUGAUCGUCCCCCAGGCCACGCUGGGAGGGAAGGCCAAAGGCCGAGCCGUGCAGUACCACGACAACAUCGGCAAGGAGGACGGACUGCGGCUCUACGGCGCCUUCGUCUCUCUGUGCGAGGAGCGGCUGGCGUCGGCGGCUGCUGCUGCAGGCGAAGUGACGGUGAAACACGGGACGUACGGAAACAGACAAGUGCUGAAGCUCGACACCAACGGACCCUACACGCAUCUGGUGGACUUCUGAGGAAGGAGGCUGACCUGGGGUCAGCAGGUCAAAACGGUCUCUUCAGAAACAGCCGCGAAGACUUCAUGUUUUGAUCUGAUUUAUGCAUUUGUGAUAAAAAAAACUGAAUUACA